This is a messenger RNA of Stylophora pistillata, 1051 nucleotides long. RefSeq lists its product as uncharacterized. The record is from RefSeq and is a predicted model, not a curated record. Lineage: Eukaryota; Metazoa; Cnidaria; Anthozoa; Scleractinia; Pocilloporidae.
AUGCAUGUAUUUUGUGAUGCAUGCCCCACCACUGCUGCCGGUUGUUGUGUCUUCUUUGCUCAGAAUGAGAAGGUCAGACUUAUUGGCUCCAAAGUCAAACUUUCGUCAUCUAAACAUGCACGAACAGUUCCCCAGUGGGAAUUAAUUGCCAUGGUAGUGGGUGCUCGCCUUAAUGCAGCCAUAAGAGAAAUUUUCAGCAAGGAUUUCCCAUCCAUCUCAUCCCACUAUUGGACUGACUCCACCAUCUGUCUCCAUUGGCUGUUCAGUAUCAAACAACUGUCAGUCUUCAUUCGCAAUCGGACAACAGAGAUCUUGAAGCUUACUGACCUAUCCAGCUGGUCCCAUGUCAGUUCAGCAAACAACCCUGCAGACAUACUCUCCCGCGGAUGCAGUGCGGAUGAGCUACAAUCACCAUUAUGGCAAAGAGGUCCUACAUGGUUAACAGACCGUACGCUCUGGCCAAGAUGGAGUCCUCACAGCUUUGCAGAAGACGAUGUUGUCUCAGCCACAGCUGUAGACAGUUAUGUUCAUGGUAAACAGUCUAACACAGACAGUCUCCAAGACUUGAUUGACAUCUCACGCUUCCAGUCCUAUGAAAGCAUGCUUCGCUCAAUGUCCUAUGUCUUGAGAUUCAUUUCCAACCUGAAGUAUGCCUCUGAUAAGUCACGUAGGUCACGCCAGUGCCCGUCAGCUAUUGAUUUGGUAGUUCUAGUUCCCACAGCUGCUGAAAUAUCCCAGUCGGAAGUGGUAAUUCUUCGUGCCCACCAGCUCCAGCAUUUCAAGCCAGAACGGGACUAUCUUUGCACAAAGCAGUCACGACCCACUCGUCAGCACUUCAAACCCAGACCUCCGUUGGUUCGUCAACUUAAUCUGAAGCUCAACACAAAUGGCCUUCUAGUUGCCCCCAGCAGACUCGAGCAUGCAAUGCUCAAACAAGACACAAGAGAACCAAUUCUCGUCGCUAAAAAGUCUUAUUUCACAACUCUGCUUGUUCGUUCAGUUCACGAGAGACAGCUUCACGCUGGAGUAAGAGACACUGUUGUAGCACUGC